This is a messenger RNA of Suillus clintonianus, 726 nucleotides long. RefSeq lists its product as uncharacterized. Gene Ontology annotation, molecular function: transferase activity. NCBI's taxonomy places the organism in Eukaryota, Fungi, Basidiomycota, Agaricomycetes, Boletales, Suillaceae. The coding region runs from base 1 to 726 and encodes 241 amino acids. The transcript has 5 exons. The record is from RefSeq and is a predicted model, not a curated record.
AUGCUGAAACACGACCGAUUCAGCGCAGAAUACUACUGGUCCACUACGCGUGGCCCAGUGCAGUUCACAGGAGCAAUCCAGCGUAUGAUUCACGACAUCAAUACUCCAAGCUUUUUGGAAAUAGGACCUCACCCAGCUCUCGCUGGUUAUCUGGUCACUCUCGGGGGCGAGACAGCCACCGUCAUCUGUCCUCUGCGGAGACCCAAGGGCAAUCAAGGGGAAGUGGUUUCUGCAUCGACUUCAAUGUUCUCAAUGGAUGCACCGCAGCAGACGUCCCAAAACUACCCGCCUACCCCUUUUCCCGCAAGAAGCUCUUCCUCCUCGCAGCGGGCCGUUGAAUUGUUCUCCGCUUCGUAUCAACUCGCAGACGCACCCUUACCUGGCUCAACAUGUGAUCCAAGGCAAGCCCAUCCAUGCCUGCCACAGGCAUUAGAAUUUGGCGCACGACAAUUUUGGGACAUCAACUUCUCAUUCAUGCUCUCUCUAUCUGGGGAUCAACCGGUGCCAGUCGAUGUUAGCAUCGAAGGACCUCGUUGGUCGGUGCGCUCUGCUUUCGGUGCACCGCCUCAAUUUGAUUGUCUGCGUGCUGAUGGCUACCUAUCUCUGGAUUCUCAGUGGUCAACCUUGCCGGCAGUGGACAUCCAGGCGAUCAAGGCACGCUGUACGCAAGCCAGCGUUGAAGGUUUUUAUGAGGGGUUCGAGCACUUCGCCAUGACGAAGCACUGA